UGUAUAUUUUUUUAAUCUACCUUUUGAGUGUUAAGUUGCUAUGUGAUGAUUUUAGCGUUCUUUGUAAGAUGACACAGUGAGUCAGACUGUUAUAUUGAGUAAUGGCCUCCCGCAAUUUCUGAUGGGUUGGCAAGCUCCUCGGGAGUUGCCUUAUAGCUCGUGAUUGGCUCAACUACCGUUUCCUCACUGACUCGCAAGCGGCACAGUAUUUAAACAAUUAGUCGUCAUUCUGAAGUAAAGGAGAUGUCCCAACAUUAUAACAUGGCCAUAAAUUGGCUGCACCCUUUAUAUGCCGCAGGGUUCAAAAGCAACAGCUUAAACACCGUAAAUUACGGUAAUUCAUGCAAAAAAAACUUGCAGACUAAUAUUACUCAGAGUAUGUUUUAGGGUGUACUUGUACUAUAAUGGAACUUUGACUGCGGUCAAAACGGCAAUAAACAUAACUGUUGGCUUUUUACAUCCACCUAGCCCCUCCCACCUUGUCUGGCACACUCUACACACAUGGUUCCUGUCAGCAGUGUUAUAGACUCUAUGAAUGGGUUUAACUAGUUUUUUUAGAGAUAAAACUCACAUCUAGAGAAGACGUAGUAUUUGUAUCCCUCUGGUUCUCUGUUCGUCGGGACAGAUACAGCAGAGGUGAUGGUCGUGGGGAACCCUCGCCAGGACGUCCUGAUGUUAAUUGUCGGCCCUAAAAGAGACACUGGAAACAAUUCGGUUCAGUCAAAAACAACUCAUUAACAUUUCACCGUUCCAAAAGUUUCCCAUAAAUGGCACCGCUGAGGCUCUUUCCGAUGUGUUAGAUCUCAAAGGAUCAGGUUGUCCCUCUCAGUUGAAGCAUGACUCAUUUUUCCCAGAGCGCUACAUGUGUUGAAACACAUAAAAAUGGCCUGCGUGAGUUCACCGUGCGUUUAAAUUGCUGUGCUCACACCCACUGUUACAUUCACCACACAAUUUCACUUGGGACAUUUGGGGUUUAACAGCUGCCACAAAUUUGGAAAACAUUAGGUACACCUGUGUUAUGUUACUUCAUUCGAAAUGUUUUGACUUUUACAAUAGAUCCCCCACUAUCCGUGCAGGCUGUGUUCCAAGAUCCCUGAGAAAUAACACCUAAACAAUGCCUAUGUUUCAUACAGUAGAUCCCUGCCUUUUCGAGGUUCGGUAUAUUAUAUGUGUAAGGGUAUUUUUAUUAGGGCUUUUUGUGGGUGCAUCAUUUAUUUUGACACUCACAGGAAAGGCCCCUGAGGAACUGUGAAUAAUGGAAUCACCUAGGAAAAUCCCUAAAAAUGCAUAUUGUUUUAGUAGAGCGCCGCUUGUUUGUAGUUUGGCAUUUUCCAGGUUUUAGAACGGGGGGUCCAAACUUUUUCCUCAGAGGGCGACAUACUGAAGACUGAAAGGACACAAGGGCCACUUUGUAAACUGUACAUUUGCUAAGAAGUUAUAUAUAUUUCAAGGCAAAACUGCGUCUCAGCUUUGUGACAUAGGUGGGAAAAGUCAUCCCUCGCUAUACUGAGGUUCAAUUAUUGCGCCCUCACUUUAUCGUGGUUUUCCAAAAAAAUGAUUUAUUAAUUAGCGAUGUUUUGUCGUUGACUAUGGCAUAUUAGUCGAAAAAUAUUGAAAGACAAAUGAUGUCCUAUUGUCACUAGACAUCAGUAAUGAUAUGAAACAUGACGUUAGAUUACAUUACCUUUCACACCGCAUGGAGACUACUGAGCCAGCAGAGCCAAGCCGACAUGCCAUGGCUGAGAUCGAGCGGGGGAAGAAAAGGUUCUCUCAUUCAAAAAGCCCUAAAAGUGCCUAUUUUUUAAACAGAUUGACGCCUAUUCGCGUUUUGGCAUAUUAUAGGGGUUAGAGCAGGGGUAUCCGUAUAUAUACUGUGUGUGUAUUUUUUUUUUUUUCAUUGGCCCGCGGUACAUUCUAAAAAUAUAAUUAAUUUAGCAAGAAAACUUAAAAAAACAAAAGUCAAAAUAUAAAGCGAAAAAAGUUGUAACGAGAAAAGGUAAAUUUACGAGGAUAAUGUAAUAUGAGGGAAAAUAAUGUAAUUUUAGUAGCAUGUUGAAGUAUUAGAUUUUUUUUUAAUGUCCUAAUAUAAACAUUUUUUUAAAAUCAGGAUGCAGACAGUUUUAAUGUUAAAAUUAAAUCAAAAUAUCAAGUCAAAAUAUUAUGGCAAUAAGUUCAUAAUUACGAGAAGAAAAUUUCGAACAUUAGUCAUUCUAACGAGGAAAAAAAGUCGCAAAUUUACAAAAUUAAACUCAAUGAGGAAAAAUAAUGACAUUUUAGUAGCAUAGAGUUGAAAUAUUAAAAAUGUUUUUUAAAAAGUGGUCAUAUGAGAACAUAAUGAAGUUGUCAUUUUUGGAAAAUUAGGUUGGGGAAAAAGUUAUUAUGACAAGGAUAAAGUCAAAAUAUGGCGAGAAGUAAAUUUACCAAGAUUAUUUAAGAAAAAAGUUGAAAUAUUUGGAAAAUUAAAAAAAUACCAAAAAAACCAUUUUGGGGAAAAAGGGCAAAGACCAAAGUUCAUACUAAUAAUACGUUUUGUCACCUAUAUCACAAAGAUGAGAUGCAUUUUUGUUUAUUUACUUAGGGGAAUUAGUACCUGCUUGCCGAACCACUCUGCUGCGGACUGUAUAAAUGGCAUAGUGUGGUUUCUUGUUACAUGAACUACUGCUGCCAGGCCGAUAGGAAUAUUUCUGGACCAAUCCACCUGCAAACAAUAACAGUGUCAAAUGAGUUCAACUUGCAGAUUGAUAAUGCAACAUUUAGGCAAUCGCAUGUGCCAACAAUAACAUCAGCAGUUGUUCACCUCUCUUGAAGAAAUAGACCGAUUCUGUCCUCCUGCGGUACUCGGGCACAGACAGAGCAGCUGUGAUGUGGCCCCGAAGUCCAUCAAAUCCUGUCUCCACAGCCUUUGGAUAGCCCUGGUCCAAAUGAUCAUUCUCAAAUCUCCAGUACUGGUUUCCCUGCAAAACACAUUAAGCCAUAAAACACAAAGCUGCUAUAUAUACGUUUGAGGAUUGUGAUGAAGUCUUGCAAAUUACCUUAAUGAUGUAUGUUUUGCCCUGACAGUUACACCGGGUGAACACCGUGUCAAUGGGGGACGGGACACCCCAGGUUUGUGUGAUGCCACGAGCAGGACCUGGCACCCUGUUUCGGUCCAAAAACCAGAAGUAAUGACCUGUGGAGCAUACAUUAAAAUCUUAUCAAAAUCAUACAAGAACACUUUACAAUGAUUAGCCUUAAAAAUCUACAUUAUUGUGUCAUUUAAGACCACUUGAGUAUGUUGAAACAAUGCAACAUAUUCCAAACCCUUUCUUGUCAUUUAAUAUGUGAAAUACCCCAACAUUAAUGAAGUUAGCCUAAAAUUACUUGCACCCCAGCAAAAUUGAAAUUGAAAGACUGCAUUCUUUCACCUGUCUAAACGGCGUCCCAUUGUCAAACUAAAUUGCGUCAAACACAGCGACUUGACUUGAUACAUUUUGCACUCUUUUGCACAAUUUCUUGGCACUGACCUCUGAAGACUGCAAUGGUGCCAUUCCUCAGUGUGGUGAUUGCACUGGCUGGCCGCCCACUGCACAAAUUUGUGUCAUUACUGUCAUCUGGGGAAAGAAAAAAGACAUCUUAAUGAAAUGUGAGAAAACAUAAUUGUAACCAGAAUUUGAGCUCUAGGUGGGCGGUUCUGGGCAAUAAACUUCAUUUAUAAUGUGGGAAAACCCACAUCACUACUUAAAGGGAAGAAAAUCUGUAAACCAUUGGCAGUUUCCCAAACCAACUGUCUCUUUAUUUUCUUAAAAUUUUCUAAGAAUCUAUGAAUGCAAGCUCUUACCUGCUUGGUAGUUUCUGGAAUCAUCCACAGUCCCAGGUUUAGGAGUGGGUUUAUCCACACGGGCUGUAGUUGUCUGUGGAUUGGAAGGGUUUGGUUUGUCCUGAGGUUUAGGGGUGGGUUCAGAUGAUUGGGGGAUGGUUGGUUCCUGGGUUGGUUUGAGUGGAUCAGCAGAAGGCUCUGCUGCGGUAGAAUGCUCUAUAGAAUCGCCCUGCGGUGCAUCUGUGGGCAAUGGACUGGCGGUCUCUAUAGCAUCAAGGUCUGACCCCACUGGAGAAACACUAGUGGAGGGAUUCUGUUGGUCUGGUGGCGAAGAAGGGCCUGUUGGGCUUAACGUGGUCUGGAUAGAUGGAGGGACCAUUGUUGUUGAAUCAGGGAUGGUGGCCUCAGAGCUUCCUGCAUCUCUGGAAGACUCUGUAAUGGGUUCUGAAGGCACUGAGGUUGUGAUUGUGUUGGAGGCUGUGGAGGACUCUUGGGUGAGUUCUGAAGGCACUGAAGUCGUAAUUGCAUCAGAGGACUCUGGUGUGGGUUCUUGGGGUGCAGAAUUGGUGGAGAGGUCUUGGGAGGCUUCUGGUGGUACUGGAGUUUUAGAGGGUUCUUGUGGGGGUUCUGGUGAUACUGAAGAUGCAGAAGAGUCCUGUGAGGGUUCGGCUGGUACAAGCGUGGAGGAUUCUUGUGGGGGUUCUGGUGGUCCUGGAGUUGCAUAAGAAUCUUGUGAGGGUUCUGGUGGUACUUGCGUUGUGGAGGAUUCUUGUGAGGGUUCUGGUGGUACUGGCGUUGUGGAGGAUUCUUGUGGGGGUUCUGGUGGUACUGAAGAAGCAGAGGAGUCUUGUGGGGGUUCUGGUGUUACUGGAGUUGCAGAAGAAUCUUGUGAGGGUUCUGGUGGUACUGGCAUUGUGGAGGAUUCUUGUGAGGGUUCUGGUGGUACUGGCGUUGUGGAGGGUUCUGGUGGUACUGAAGAUGCAGAGGAGUCUUGUGAGGGUUCUGGUGGUACUGGCGUUGUGGAGGAUUCUUGUGAAGGUUCUGGUGGUUCUGGCGUUGUGGAGGGUUCUUGUGAGGGUUCUGGUGGUACUGAAGAUGCAGAGGAGUCUUGUGAGGGUUCUGGUGGUACUGGAGUUGUAGAGGAGUCUUGUGAGGGUUCUGAAGUUGUGGCGGAAAAUGAGGGUGUAACUGCUGCUUGUGUAGCUUCAGUUGGACCAACAGUCUGUGCCAGGGAUGUCGUCUCCUGUGGUACGGUGUCUGCUGUGGGAGAAGGUUCUGGUUUGUUUGCUAAGGUUGGCGUUGGUUCGCUGGAGACCUGCUCAACUGCUGUAGUGGGUUGCGGAGUUGCUCCUGAGUCUGGUAAAGUGGUAGCAUCAUAGACAUCUGGAAGUGCAGGAGAUAAAUUAGAGUUGCUUGUCAGGUUGUACUCAAGUACAGUGGACCUUCAGAAAUUGAAUGGGUUUACGGGUUUAAUAAUGUAGGAUUCAAACCAUAAUUACAAGGAUCCCAGAUCCUGACCUGACGUAGUUUGGAUUAAUUUUGAAUUAUGACCAAAUCUAAGGUUCACCAACCUCCUGAAAGGGAUUCCAUUCGAAUUCUGAGGGUCCACUGUGAUAAAUUGAGUGUCUCUACCUUAAAGUGAUUUAUCAGUCUACUCUAGAGUAUGUUCGAAUCCCAAACAACUCUCAAGAUUGACAUUAACCUGAAAUUAUCACCCAUAUUUAUCCUUUUCUGGUUUUUACACACCUGCACUCUGGGUAGGUGUGACCUCCUCAGCCAUGUCAAACGUGGUUGACUUGACCUCAGUUGGUUUGUUCUCAGAGGGAGUGGUCGCUGUUGUAGAAACCACCGUAGCUGCCUCUGAGCCCGCCUCUGGAGUGACUGUGAUCAAGGUGGCUUGAGUGGUGACAUCCCCGCUCUUGCUCUCUGGGUUCGGACUUUCCCCUGGAGCCUCAUUGUUGGGGAAUCCAUCAUCUGGUAUGGCCUCGGUGUGUAUAUCUACGAUCACAAUGUCAUAACGUACAUUGGUGCACUUUGAUGUCAAUGUUGUGACAGGUUACAAGUGGAAAAAAUGAAUUUACUUUCCUUAAGUACAUCAUCACUCACCAUUAUUUGAAUCAUCUUGUGCACUGGAUGUUGGACUCACCAGUGGAACAUCAUAAUUAUCUGUUAUGGGAAAAUAUGCAAGAAAUAAUACAAAUGUCUCAAAUCUACGCUUGAAUGAAUACCUCCAAAAUGCAUUAACAGUAAUAAUAAUAAUGGAACAUCCUGGUCAUUACACCUACAACAGCAGUGUCCAAACUUUCUCUACCAGAAAACAUUACGUAUGUGGGGGCCUCUUGGAUAAUUUUCAGCUUUUGUUAUGUUAAAACCAAUGCACUGUGGAUCAAAACAUGCUAUGUAGUUAAGUAUAUUUAACUCCACUUUGUGAUGCUGAUGACAAAGCAAAUUGUUAUAUGAUUAAUAGGACUGUCAAAAAUAACGACGAGUUACGAUGAGUUAUGUUAUAUUUUUAGCAUAAAUAACACAUGACAAGCCACACCUCUCUGUUAAGACGGCCGACGAGUGUGUACGUGUGGUCUAAAUCAAAAGGGAAAAAAAAGUAGGUAUUAUCGCUCACGCCGUAAUGGGCACCACACACAGGAGGCGACACAGCCUCAACUCCAUUCAUUUUCAAUGGAACCUGCGCGAUUUGUGCGUGUGUUUGUUUGUGCUCAUCGGGCGCACGCUGGCUUGCGACGCGAUCCCAGAAAGUUGAAAAAUGUUGAACUUUUCAUCGCUGUCGCCCAGACGAGGACUCAUCAGCGCUGAUCGACCAAUGAGCGGACUGGAUGCUAACCAGUACGCUCUCGCAAGUGAUACUUGCCGUGUCAGAUUUCCCGGAGCUAUUUGACAUUUGUAAAACAGAAUAUAGAGAUAUAAAGAAAACAGCAGUGGCGUGGGAUAUCGUUGGAGCCAGAGUAAACAUAUCGGAACGCUGUCAGUGCAUGCCGAGUGACGAUACGAUGGCUUUCUUUCAGAACAACUUCUGGGGGGAGAAGAAUGCCGGCUUUGACGUGCUCUACCACAACAUGAAGCAUGGCCAGCUGGCGACCAAGGAACUCGCUGAGUUUGUUCGUGAGAGAGCUGCCAUUGAGGAGACCUACUCCAAAUCCAUGGGCAAACUGGCUAAGAUGGCCAGCAAUGGAAGCCCACUGGGGACUUUUGCACCAAUGUGGGAUGUGUUCAGGGUGUCUUCUGACAAACUGGCUCUCUGCCAUCUUGAGCUCAUGAGAAAGAUGAACGAUCUCAUCCGGGACAUCAACAAGUACGGAGACGAGCAGGUCAAAAUUCACCGAAAGACAAAAGAGGAGAUGGUGGGGACAGUGGAGGCAGUGCAGGCGCUGCAAGUUCAGAGUGGCCACCUCCAGAAGUCCAAAGAGGGUUACCAUACCAAAUGUUUGGAGCUGGAGCGGAUCAGGAAGGAGGGAGCUCCACAGAAAGAGCUGGAAAAAGCGGAGCUGAAGUCUAAGAAAGCAGCAGAAGCAUUUGCACUGUGCAUUGAGAAGCACAAUCGAGUGGGAGUAGAGUUUGAGCAGAAGAUGAAUGAGUCCACCCAGCGAUUUCAGGAAAUUGAGGAGAGCCACUUACGGCAGAUGAAACAGCUGAUAAAAGGUUACUCCCAUUCCAUAGAAGACACCCAUGUUCAGGUUGGACAGGUUCAUGAGGAAUUCAAGCAAAAUGUAGAAAACAUUGGCAUUACUGAUCUCGUCCAGAAAUUUGCAGAGCUGAAAGGCACCGGCAAGGAGAGGCCAGCUCUGAUUGGUUUUGAAGAGUACAUGACUCUCGCACCUGAAGGUGGGAAGAAGAGUCGAGCAAAAGCCUUCAGGAUCCCUGGCCUGGGCAAGAGGGACAAGGAGCCAGACUCUACGGAAUCAGCUGGAACAGAAGCACUGAAUUCACCCUUGGAGGUAGACGACGAAGGAUUUGUUAUCCGAGCUGACAGCACUCAGAAUGGCUGCUCUGAAGAUAAGGAGCACAACUUCUACUCCAGUGACUCAGACUUUGAUGACGAGGAGCCCAAGAAGUUCCACAUCCAGAUAAGACCGGUGGUCAACAGCAACCGCAGCAGCGCCGCAGCCAGCGAGAAGGAGCUAAAAGCCACCGUGGGGACUCUCACGCUGCCGCCCAACAGAGGGGUGACUGUGAAGCGACAUCUCUCCAGAAACUCUAGUACAUCUGGACGGACAGAAGAUGGUGAAGGCACCACCCCCAGAGAUGGAGACCAGGAGGGCCUGUGCAGGUCCACUUCCAGUCCUGAACCCAGCAGGUUGAAUUCUACAGCAUCUGGUGCCGACAGCCUGUUUGGACCUCCACUAGAGGCAGCCUUCAAAUCCAAAAGUUUUGGUGGUCGGGAACAACUCCGAGAGCAGUGUUCUUUUGGAGCCUCUGAAUAUGCUGCCUUUUCAUCAGCUUCCUCCUCACCAGACAACAUUGAGGACUCUGGUCUAGACUCGCCUUCCCUUCAGCCACUUGGACCCUCUCCUGAGCCAGUAGGCUGGGCAGCAUGGCCUCCUGUUUCUCAGAGUAAAGAACAGACCCAAACACGAGGGCAAACUGCAGACCCUUUCCUCUCAGUCUUCUGUGAACCCUCCCCUGCUCAAAGUCCUCAUCCACAGGACGACCCUGUGAGCGCCUGGUCCGUUGGCCCAUCACGUUCCUCUCGUCUCCCCUCAGAUAUGGACUCUUCCUCCACACGCUUCCCAGCUUUUCCACAAUCCUUCCCCUCAUCGGAGAUGGACGCAGAGAUGUGGAACUGCAGACACAUCCCUGAGGAUCCCUUCUUUGCUGCUUUUGACAGGAAUUUCAAACAAGAGACCUCAAAGCUGGCUGACGCCUGGCCACGUCAGCCUCCACGUCCAGCCCAGGAGGGGAGGAGUUCUGAGGUGCGAGGGGACCCGUUCUCCAUCUCUGUCCCUGACACCAAGACGCUUCCGCCCCCUUCUUCCUCCUCUUCCUCCUCCACCUCCUCCAAUCGUAAAAACAGAGACAGGAAACGAGAUCGUAGUUUACCACCACCUAUUACUUCUGAUGACCCAUUUGCAAUCACCAUGAUUGGCAGCCCGACCCACCAGUCAUCAAUGACUGCCACAACUGGAAUAGUCCCGCUUCGUAGCAAUGGUAGCACCACCAACAGCAACAGGCUUGUGUUUGACACCAGUCCAGGUUCUUUAUCCCAAUCCCAGCCAAAGAAGGAGGUGGUCCACUGGAACUCUGUCCACAACCCCUUUACGGAGAGCACCUCUGGAAAACUGAGCACCUCCAAACAAACGGAAGGAGGAGCAGGAAAGGGCGAUGCAGCAGGAGAGAGGCGAAAACAUCGAUCUUCAGAGAGCGAGCCUCGCCGAAAUGCUCCUCCCCUCACAAGACAUUCAGGCCCGCAGGAAGAUCUUUGCUUCUCCACGGACAAAGACCAAGAUUGUCUCGACCUCAACACUCCGAUACCUUGCAGUAGCGUCUCUCACAAAGGGUCCAAACACACCUACAGAAAUGAUACCGAAAACGUGAUCACAGCUGCUCUUUCCAGGGCGACAAGGACCAAAAGGAGCACAGGUCGACUCAAUGAUCGGUCACGGUCGCUGUGCUCUUCACCUCUGCCUGAGCCUAGCCCCUCCCUCACCUCCUCCUCCUCUUCCUCCUCGAGCCCUAGCGAGUGGGGGCCCCAAACCAGAGACACUGAAUGGGGAGGGCAGAAUCGAGCCCACAGCCCUGCCAGGGUGGGACAAGCCUCCCCUCUACCCUACCCGCUCCAGGACCACCCACCAAGACAGUUGCACCUCUCGCGAGGACCCAGUCCCAUUUCCCUCAGCACCCAGGAGGCGUGGCCUGUGGCGGCAGCCAUCACCGAGUACAUCAACGCUUACUUCAAGGGUGGACAACACAAUCGCUGUCUUGUGAAGAUCACAGGCGACCUGACGAUGUCCUUCCCAGCAGGCAUCACUCGCAUUUUCACAGCUAACGCCAACGUUCCCGUGCUUAGCUUUCGACUGGUCAACAUCUCCAGGAUAGACCACUUCCUGCCUAAUCAGAAACUUCUCUACAGCGAUCCGUCUCAGAGUGACCCGGAAGCCCGGGACUUCUGGUUCAACAUGCAGGCCCUGCAGCUCCACCUGCAGCGAGAAGCUGAGGUCAACCCCCAGGCUUCCUACUACAAUGUUGGACUACUCAAGUAUCAGGUGUCCUCCCAGGACCCAGCCAGGGCCCCUCUCCUGUUGUCAGCAGAGUGCCAGCGAAGUGGCACGGUGAUCAGGGUGUCUCUGGACUACCACUGCUGUCCUGUGACGGCGCCUUCCACCCAGCUCACCGCCGUCCAGGUGCUGCUGCAGCUGGACCACACUGCGACCGACCUGCAGUGCCAGCCGCCCGCCUCCUGGAACGCUGAGGAAAGGCGUCUGCUGUGGAAGCUCUCCAACCUUUCUCCCACCAACCACAGCAAAGGCUCGGGGACGCUGUGUGCCAGCUGGCAGUGUUUGGAGGCCCCCCACGGCCCCCCGCCCAGCCUGGCCGUACAGUUUGCGGGCUCCGGGGCCUCGCUGUCUGGCAUGGACGUGGAGCUGGUCGGCAGCCGCUACCGCAUGUCGCUGGUCAAGAAGCGAUUCGCCACAGGGAAGUACAUGGCGGGCUGCACCUUGUGAUGUCUGCUUCCAUCCGUCUUCACGAGAAUGUUGCACGAUCAAGACGUCCUGGAGACGAGGCGCAUUCCGUGUGUUCCUUUCGAAGGAAGCGAACAAGCACUUAGUUCUGACAGUGUUUACUGCUGUUUUAGGACCAAGCUACCAUCAUCAUCUUCUUCUUCUUCUCGAUUUUCACUUGCGUAUUGUCUCGUCUCUGCCUGGAGGGAAAGUUCUUCUCUUGUUUUCUUCUCGUGCCUUUUUGUUUACCAGACUGCGAACGAAGCUAAAGGUCCGUUACAGGGAAGAAUGUGAGCAAUAAGUUGAUGAGCAUUAUGGAUGAUGAGUAUGGAGUUGCUGGCAUAUCCCAAAUGACUAAACAGGGUUGUUAGAUCUUUUAAACCUUCCAAAAAAAGCGUUGUUUGUAUAUCUGCUACAAAAAGAGGAAUUGUGAUGUUGAUGUUUGAUAAAGAAAUGUGCAAGACUUUGGUUUACGCCAGUUUAUUAUAACACAUUGUGACCAAGUACAAAAUACAGCCUGUAUUAUGCAGUAUAACAACCAUCGUCUGUUCUUGGGCUGGAUAAAGUGGAGGUUUAAAAAGACACAAAAAUAAGGGUUCAGUAUACUUGUAAGAGGACCCAAAUCUAGCUCCAUAAAAAAACAAAUCAAAAUCUAAAACAGUUUUACAAAACAUUAAAAAGAAUAUUACAUUUUUCCAAAGCACUUGAAGGCGACACGUCUCAAAAAGCCUUAAAUAAGUCAGCACAAG
Dunckerocampus dactyliophorus (ringed pipefish) is the source of this 11216-nucleotide messenger RNA. It is a transcript of the gene fcho1, whose product is annotated as FCH and mu domain containing endocytic adaptor 1. The coding region runs from base 6628 to 10470 and encodes 1280 amino acids. Gene Ontology annotation, biological process: clathrin-dependent endocytosis; clathrin coat assembly. Lineage: Eukaryota; Metazoa; Chordata; Actinopteri; Syngnathiformes; Syngnathidae. The transcript has 27 exons. Gene Ontology annotation, cellular component: clathrin-coated pit; clathrin-coated vesicle; plasma membrane. The record is from RefSeq and is a predicted model, not a curated record.